ACUCGGAAACCGGAACAAGCGGUUUGUGCUAAUCUUCCCGCGUCUUUCACACACUUCAGUCUCGCCGGCGGCGGAAGCUUUGCUUCUCUCCCUCAGUCCAUCCAGAUUCCUUUUCUAGAUCUCGUCUCCUGAAUUCUAACUCCUUUGAUUCGCUAAUAGCUCAAUUUUGUUUUCUACUUCAGCUCGAAGUCGGAAGAAGCUAGGCUUGUUGUUUUGAGCUCUGAAGAAGUGAAUUAUGAGCAGCUCUAGAGAGGGAUCUCCCGAUUGGCUUCGCUCUUUCCAGGCACCCACCACUUCAUUGUUAUCACUAUCCUCGCCGUCUAAAUCUUCUCCAGAUCAUAGUCCUUACCAGGACUCUGAAACCAUUUCGUCUCUUCCUUUGACUGAUGACAGUGACUCUACCGCCAUUCUUGACAAAGUAUCCUCGGAGUCUCUGUCUAGGAAGAGUUCCAAAACGAAGUUGGUGACAAAGCAAGUGAGCAUCGAGCAGGUGUUUUCUAGAAAGAAGAAAGUAGAUGCUAGUCUCAACCUUGAAGAGAAGCCGAAUGGAACGAAAUUUGAUGGUGAAGAAAACUCUAGCAAGCAUAAAGACGCUCAAGGAGGAGAUGAUUCUGUAUGGCUUCUGUCAUCUGAUUCUGAACCACCCUCAAGUGAUCCCUCAAGGCAGAAAAUGAUUAUGUCAACUGAGAAAGAUGAGGACUCUGUUAUUCAAGCUAAAGAGGGAGAACCUGCGGUUAAGAAGGCUCCAAAGAAAAAAUCUCCGAAGAAAAAGCCAAAUAGUGGACACCAGACGCCCAAGAAUGAAAGUGCACAAGAAAUUUUGAUAAAUGAUGAUAAAGAUACAGAUGCUAUAGUAGCCAAGGAAGUAACAACGGAUAAGAAUGUCAAGUCUUCUUCUGGCUCAAGUUCAAGAUUGCCUUUAGUACUUUCUGAGAAGGUGAAUCGUACAAAGGUACUUGUUGAAUGUGAAGGGGACUCGAUAGAUUUGAGUGGAGACAUGGGAGCUGUUGGACGCGUGGUUGUUUCAGACACAACAGGGGACGUGUACUUGGACUUGAAAGGAACCAUAUAUAAAUCAACAAUUGUUCCAUCCAGAACAUUUUGCGUAGUUAACGUAGGUCAGUCAGAGGCAAAGAUUGAAGCUAUUAUGAAUGACUUCAUACAGCUAACACCACAAUCUAAUGUCUUUGAGGCAGAAACAAUGGUGGAAGGCACUCUGGAGGGAUUUUCGUUCGAUUCAGAUGAUGAAGCUAACAAAAACGCCAAGACUGCCUCAAAGUCAGCUGAUCAAAGUGUAGGCGCGGAGGAAGUGACCAACACAAAUGGCAAAGCCAAAGCAAAAGGCGAAAAUGCUUCAGGAAAGAAGAGAGGAAGACCAUCUAAAGAGAAACAGCAACCGGCAAAGAAGGCUAGAAGUUCUGCUCCUAAGAAGCCAAAACUCAAGAAAUGAACUAUGGUUUAUUGAUUUUGAUUUCUUCCUCUAUCUUUUUAAAGAAAAACGCAUCAUUUCUUUAUUCAGUUGAGACAACAUUACAUUAUAUACAUGAAAUAGAGUUCUUUUGCA
Molecule: messenger RNA, 1564 nt
Organism: Eutrema salsugineum
Lineage: Eukaryota; Viridiplantae; Streptophyta; Magnoliopsida; Brassicales; Brassicaceae
Product: DNA-binding protein BIN4
Exons: 13
Coding region: 236-1450 (404 amino acids)
Biological process (GO): chromosome organization; DNA endoreduplication
Cellular component (GO): nucleus; DNA topoisomerase type II (double strand cut, ATP-hydrolyzing) complex
Molecular function (GO): double-stranded DNA binding
Source: RefSeq, a predicted model, not a curated record